Molecule: messenger RNA, 4225 nt
Organism: Pseudonaja textilis
Lineage: Eukaryota; Metazoa; Chordata; Lepidosauria; Squamata; Elapidae
Product: zinc finger protein RFP-like
Molecular function (GO): protein binding; zinc ion binding
Source: RefSeq, a predicted model, not a curated record
ACAGGAAGCAGUGUCUUUAUAGCCAAGCCUCAAGAAUAUACAAAAUUAUUAAUGUGAUUGGUUAUAGAUUAAUUAUAAAAAGACUAUGUUUUAAAAUAAACUUAAGUUGCUGUGUUGUACCCACUAAAUGUUGAACCGCAGCUUUAGCAAGCUCUGACCAACUUUAUCUCAAAGUGUGAACAGAAUAUUGAAAGUUUUCUGAUGUGUUUUAUUUGCUUCUAGUCUUGCUAAAUAUUUAUUUAAAACCCUUAUUACUGGAGGAGUGGCUUAAAUCCUUUCUUAUUUCCUCUUUAGCCAGGAAUCUGGAGUUCUGCCAAUUAGCCUCAACAAAACCUCUUAUAGAAUAAGGCUGGGCCCAUCCUGACUUCUGAUAGAUGAAUCAUCAUUUCCAGCACUUCCUGCUAGUUCUGCCCAAUUAUUUCUUUUGGGGUUCUUGUUUGAGCCCAAAACAAAUGGCUCUGUACUUUCCAUGGCAGAUUUUAAUUAUUUAACUACAUUUCUCUCUCUUCAGAAGUUUUGUUAAUCUUGUUUUCAGUCUUCAGAAGUUUUGUUAAUCUUGUUAUUGUUUGUGUAAAUCUUGAGGACAAUUUUUUUUAGAGAAAGCAGUGAGAACAUAGCACUGUUUCCCCAGGGGGAUAUCUAGCAACAGCAGAAGAAAGAAACUAUUUGCACAUACAGCCAUCAUGUCCACAGAGGAAUUGACAAGAAGACUUAAAGAAGAACUGAUCUGCUCCAUUUGCUUGGAUCGUUUCCAUGAUCCAGUCUCCAUACACUGUGGGCACACCUUCUGCCAAGCUUGCAUUAUCAAACACUGGGAUUUAAUGAACAAAAAACAUUUCCACUGUCCUAAAUGUAGAGCAACCAGCCGGAAAAGAAUCCUAAAGCCCAACCGAGAACUGGGAAACAUUGCCAGAAUUGUCCCAAAGCUGGACAAAAAAACCGAAGAAAAAGAAAAGAAAAAAGAGAAGGUAUGCCAGAGGCACCAGGAACCACUAAAAUUCUUUUGCAAAAAUGAUCAGAUGGUGAUCUGUGUGGUGUGUGACAAAUCAGAAAAGCACAAGGACCAUACGGUGUUUCCUGUGGAGCAAGAAUUCCAGGACCAACUGAUAUUUUUGAAGAAAAAAAGAGAAAAACUUCUUAAAUUUCAGGCAAUGAAUGCAGCGAGGAAUACAGAAGCCCUGAAUACAAUCGGUGCUGGGAUUCAGAAAAUAUCCUUGGCUUUUAAGCAGAUUUUUAAAUCCCUUGAGGAACAGAAGCAACUGCUGCUGGCCCAAUGGCACUCACUCCAGACAGCAGUCAAGGAACAGGAAGUUCGUAAUGCCACAAUUUCAGAGGAAAUUUCUUACCUGGAUAGCCUUAUCACUAUGGCAGAAGAAAGAUGGCCAACACUAGAGCUUGAGUUUUUACAGGAGAUGCAGACUGCAUCAGUGAGGUUAAAGCAAAAGAAGUUUCAAGAGUUAGAUGAACUUCCUGAAAUGGAAAAACAGCUUGCUUAUCAAACAAGACAAAAUGAGGCUGUCACAAGUACUUUGUGGAAAUUCGAAGAUGUUCUAACGUCUGUUAGGAAGAAGGAAGAUUCAAGCUCUCCUAUUGCAAAAAAGAGGAAAUCGGAAGACCAAGCAGCCGAUGAUGCUGUUGAUUAUAGCCCAGAAAGAGGAAUGCAUUCCUCACCAUCUCAGCAGCCUGAUCAAAAGGCACCAGUAGGAGAUAUUGGGUCGGUGAAGGAAAUUUUGGGCGUUUUGAAUGCGAAACGCUCCUUUCCUUUCCUUUCCGACACCCCACCCCUCUCCGUUUUCGCCCUCUGGAGUGUUGCAGAGGAGCUGGUUGGAGGCGGACGGAGGCCCCUGCCCAGCUGGUUGUUGCUCGUCCGGACCAUGGGGGAUCCUGGGAAACCCUCGUCUCGGGUUCAGAACAGCCCUGAGCAACGAACCUCCGAGUCGAAGUUGUCGGAAGGGCUGCAUCUGCAAGCAAUCGAAGGGUUGUGGGGAGAACCCUUGUGUGAAAAGCAUCGCGAGCCCCUCAAGGUUUUCUGCAAGGAGGACUGCGCCUUCAUCUGCUUGGUAUGCGCCAAAUCCCAGAAGCACCGAGGCCACCUGGUACGUCCCGUCGAGGAGGCAGCUCAAGAUUACAAGAAAGAGAUCCAGAUCAAGCUACAGAAUCUGAAGCUGUGGAGAACGGAUGUUGAAAGAUCAAAUCAGACUCAGGAGAAGCAAAUGGCCGUGUAUUUGGAAGACAUCAAAGCAGAGAGAAGAAAGAUUGCACAGGCAUUCCAGCAACUCCGCUCAUUUCUAGAAGAGCGAGAAAAUGGCUUCUUGGCUAAAUUGAGUGACCUGGAGAAGCAACAGGAUGAAAGUAGCACCAGACUUUCAAACAACAUUUCUUUUCUCAAUGAUCUGAUCUGUGACCUAGAGAAGCAGUAUUGGAGGCCUGCGGGUGAAUUUUUGAAGGACCUCAAGGAAACUUUAAGCAGGUAUGAAAAGGGUGCACUCCUUUGCUUCCAAGAGAAACCUGUUAACCUGGAAAAAGAUCUCAGGGCCAUCUCUCAGCAAAGUGAUCUAUUAAUGGAAAACUUCAAGACAUUUAGAGAAUCACAGAUGGACGAAUUGCAGAAAAGCAAGACCCAAAGACUUAAUGCUGCCCUCCUGAGUCAGCCUGAUCAGCCCCAGACCUUCUGGCCACCAUUUCAUAAUGAUGCCCUGAGAGCAGACAAGAAAGUCUCCCCAGUCAGUGUGACCCUAGAUCCACGUACAGCCAAUCCCCAUCUCUUCCUCUCCUUGGAUCAGAAGACAGUCACGCACCGGGAUCACACGCAGGCCUUGCCGGACAAUCCUGAGAGAUUUGAUGCAGAGUUCUUUGUGCUGGGCUGCGAAAGCUUCUGCUCUGGGAAGCACUCCUGGGUGGUGAACAUCAACCAGGGGCAGAACUGGGCCAUUGGCAUCGCCCAGGAGUCUGUGAGGAGGAAGGGGAGCCUCAGCCUGAACCCACAGCAAGGCGUUUGGGCAGUGCAGCAGUGCUGGGGCCAGAUGCAAGCCCUGACCUCUCGCUGGACACCCCUGUUCCUGCUCAGGAAGCCCACGAGGAUCAGAGUAUAUCUGGAUUACGAGGGAGGAUGGGUGGCCUUCUUUGACGCAGAGUUGGAUGCUCCCAUUUUUACUUUCCCACCCACCUCGUUCAAGCAAGAGAGGAUUCACCCUUGGUUCUGGGUGGCAUCUGGAUCUCAGCUCACCUUAUGCCCCUGAAAUUAUGCCAGGCAUUUUGGAUUUCAGCAGUUUGAGAAGGCCUUGUGUAACACAAAGCAGUAAUGUGACAAUUGCUUUGGAACUACUUUGGUUAACUAUGUCAGCAGAGAAACGACUACUGUUUGAAUUUUUAGUGAAGCAUUAAACGUCACUGAAAACGCCAGUCAGGGAUAUGUUUUAAUGGAAGGAGUUGCAAUUGUAUAAAAUGGCUUUUGACUAGCAAAAAGCUCUGAUGGAAGGGAAAAAAAUAGCGAUUUGGAAAUGCUUACAUAGUUGGACACACUUCUCUCCCAGUAGAGUUGUUCUCCCAUACCACUCUGUGGCAGACUACAAAAUAAAAUAAAUGUGCUGGAGUGGAUGCCUAGUCAAAAUAUAAAACUUAUAUUUCUAGUCCUCGUGGCUGUGCUUCGGAAAAAUUGUGAGAUGGCAGUUUUAAUUAAGAAUAUAGAAUCAAACUGAUGGCAACCUGUCUUUUUGGCAAAUAUGAAGUCAAAGCUUUCAACAGAGAAAUUUCUGGGACAUUGUAGAUAAUUUAUACUCCCAUCUCCCUCUCUGCUCAUGCACUGGAGGCAGAAGAGCUUUGUGUCUUGAAACUCCUGCAAUCUUCCCUUCCACUCAUUUUCUUCUGCUGGAAAGGCUUCCUGUAUCUAUCCCAAUGCCGAGAUUUCUGUGUGAAGUAAAUUGCAUCUCAACUACUAGCAGAAUUUGCUUAGUUUUUCCACCUAGUUUUGGAAGUUAUCUCUGCACUGAGUUGGAAAAACAUGUAAAUUUUAAAAAUGAAUCAUGCAAGCAAAUACAAUGAUAUAUCCAUUUAUGUAAGGCUAUUCCAUUGCACAAUGCAAAUAUUUGAAUUGUACCGUCAUACAGAUGAUUGGGGGUUUUUUGGUUGCAAGGUUUAACACUUUUUGUAACUAAUCUUGCACACGGACACUGACUGAAAAAAAAAAUCCAUGUCACUACUGUGAAUAACACCUAAUUGCUUCAAA